UCCAUUCAAAUCAAAGAAAGAUAAAUUUGUCCAAAAUUUUCGAAUAUUCCAUCGAUUUGAUUAGAUCAUUACAGUCAACUGAAUUCCAAUUUUUCCUUUCCGUCUGAAAUUUCUCUGCAACUAUCGAAAAUGUUGAUCGUGAUUUUCGAUACAGAAAGAUCAUAGUCUUAUUGUAUCUCUAUUAUUCGUAACCAUACUGAAAAAAGGGAAGGAGACAACAAAUCGACCUCUGUUCUUUGUUUGUUUUGAUGGCUUAAAUUUCAACAUUUUUUGGUUGUCUUGUUAGAAAAUGACAAGCAGAGAGGCUUGUUUAGUAGUUUAUAAACUUUGAUUCUUGGUUUUUUCCUUAACACUUGUUUGAGAAUAUCGAAUAUAGUAAAAUAAUCCGUAGGGAUAAUUUUUGGCUGAUUUGUUUACAGAAAUCUCUGCAGUGACAUUGAGCUUAGGUUUGUUCAUCAGCUUGGUUUAAAUCAGAAUUUUGACUGUUUUGUUUAGAAAAAUCUGUUCAUAGGUUCAUUCAUCAGCUUCCUUCUGCUCUUUAAUGGCUGAUGAUUUUUUUCCCUUCACACCAUUUGAUUUCAAUGGCUCACUUGCAGGAACUUUCUUCCCCUCUAAUGGCAUCCACCAGAACCAGGAGACUGAGCUCAGAGGGAAAGAAGACGAUUGUCCAUUUGGAGAGUUAGGAGACUUCAACUUUGUCUCACCUGAUCAAUCUGGUUUUUACCAACAGGACAUUCUCAAGAUUGGAAAUGAAACAGACUAUCCACAGCCCAAUUCAGAUUGUCUGAUUCUUAACGAAAUUCUGUUCGGUAUCGGUAACGAUUUUACGCUUUCGGAAUUGAUUCAAGAGAAGUCAAAGAUAUCAGAUAAUCUGAAUGCAGAUUCUAUCAGUAUACAAGUUUUGAAUCCAUGUUUAGAAUCUUUGCAGCUGCUAAACAGCUAUGGCGCCAAAGUCAAGAGGAUGAAGGGGACAAAUCUUGAGAAAAGAGGCGGUGAAGCCAGUGAGGAGAACAAAAGCUUGUCAACUGAAGAGAUAUUGAGGGUAGCUGGAGCGAGAUAUGUCCAUUUCUUUCCCGAGGGGCAUGAUGAGUUCUACAUGCCAAUGCAUCCUUGUGACUUUGCUCUCGCCGGUCUAUCGGUGGACGAGCGAAACGACGUUGAGCUUGCUCAUGUCCUCUUUGCUGCAGCUGAGAAAGUAAGCUACCAGCAAUAUGAGCGAGCGAGCAGGCUGCUUCAACGCUGCGAAUGGGCUGCAUCCCCCUCCGGUAAUACCGUCCAGCGCCUCGUUUUUUACUUCGCAAAGGCCCUUAGGAAAAGAAUCAACAGAGAAACAGGAAGGGAAACAAUCAAGGAGCCAAAAGUAGAUGAGGUAAUGAGCCUUGAAGCACUUAGAGGAUUCAUGAAACUCCCUUUUCAGCAAGUGAUGCAUCUGACUGCUGUUCAAGCAAUCUUUGAACAUGUUAAACUGAUCACCAAAGUCCAUUUGAUAGAUCUUGAAAUCAGGAGUGGAGUCCAUUGGUCGGCUUUUAUGAAAUCGCUUGAAGAUUUGAAGGAUGAGCUGCCUAUUAAGCUUCUCAAGAUCACUGCUGUUGUAUCAGACAAAGGCCACUUGAUAGAACAGGUAGGAAAGUGGUUGGAAAACGUUGCUGAGUCCCUAAACAUACCCUUCUCAUUCAAAGCAAUCUUGGUAUCAGAUAUGAUGGAGCUAAAAGAAGAACUCUUCGAAACCGAAGAACACGAAAUGGUGGCAAUUUACUCGCCCUUAGUGUUGAGAACCAUGAUCACAAGGCCUGCUAGCUUGGAGAAUCUGAUGAGAGUAAUCCGAAAGCUAAACCCAUCGAUAAUGGUCGUUUCCGAGAUCGAGGCAAAUUAUAACCUAUCAUCAUUCGUGAAUCGCUUCAUCGAAUCCUUGUUCUUCACCGCUUCGUACUUCGACUGCUUGAAAACUUGCAUCGAAGAGGAUGAAGACAGCAGAAGGAAGAUCGAAGGGUUAUGUGGUGAAGGGAUUGAAAACGUCGUUGCAUCGGAAGGUAGCGAUCGGGUGGUGAGGAGUGUGAAGAUAGAGGUGUGGAGGGAGUUCUUUGGAAGGUUUAGAAUGGAAGAAAUGGAGCUGAGUGAUUCAUGUUUGAGCCAAGCAAAGUUUGUAGCUAAGGGGUUUGCUUAUGGGAAGUUCUGCAGUUUGGAAAAGAAUCAGAAAUGUUUGAUUGUUGGUUGGAAGGAAACUCCCAUUAUUUCUGUUUCAGCUUGGCGGUUUCUUUGACCUAUUAGGAAUAUUGUGUUUUAUGGGAAUAAAAAGUAUUAAA
This is a messenger RNA of Cucurbita maxima (winter squash), 2303 nucleotides long. RefSeq names its product DELLA protein RGL1-like. Gene Ontology annotation, molecular function: DNA-binding transcription factor activity; sequence-specific DNA binding. Gene Ontology annotation, cellular component: nucleus. The transcript has a single exon. NCBI's taxonomy places the organism in Eukaryota, Viridiplantae, Streptophyta, Magnoliopsida, Cucurbitales, Cucurbitaceae. The record is from RefSeq and is a predicted model, not a curated record. Bases 542 to 2260 code for a protein of 572 amino acids. Gene Ontology annotation, biological process: regulation of DNA-templated transcription.